Messenger RNA from Chelmon rostratus (copperband butterflyfish), 447 nucleotides. RefSeq names its product luteinizing hormone subunit beta (gene lhb). Gene Ontology annotation, cellular component: extracellular region; cytoplasm. The coding region runs from base 1 to 447 and encodes 148 amino acids. The transcript is spliced from 3 exons. Gene Ontology annotation, molecular function: hormone activity. Gene Ontology annotation, biological process: ovulation; G protein-coupled receptor signaling pathway. The record is from RefSeq and is a predicted model, not a curated record. NCBI's taxonomy places the organism in Eukaryota, Metazoa, Chordata, Actinopteri, Chaetodontiformes, Chaetodontidae.
AUGAAGGCUGUACAGGUCAGCAGAGUGACGUUCCCCUUGAUGCUGAGUUUGUUUCUGGGAGCCUCAUCUUCCAUUUGGCCCCUGGUCCCUGCAGCGGCCUUCCAGCUGCCGCCCUGCCAGCUCAUCAACCAGACGGUGUCUCUGGAGAAGGAGGGCUGUCCCAAGUGUCACCCAGUGGAAACAACCAUCUGCAGUGGGCACUGCAUCACUAAGGACCCUGUCAUUAAGAUACCUUUCAGCAACGUUUACCAGCAUGUGUGCACGUACCGGGACUUACACUACAAGACAUUUGAGCUCCCUGACUGUCCACCCGAUGUGAACCCGACCGUCAGCUACCCUGUGGCUCUGAGCUGCUCCUGCGGCCGCUGUGCCAUGGACACGUCUGACUGCACCUUCGAAAGCCUGCAGCCCAACUUCUGCAUGAAUGACAUACCUUUCUACUACUAG